AUCAACCUGGCUCUCUAUAAGUCAAUGAAUGUAAGCCAACAACCUGUUGUUCUCGGGAUUGCAGGAACAAAUUAUUGUCUGUCUGUCACUGGAGCCUUCAGUAACCCUGUUUUACAGCUUGAGGAGCAACGACUGGAGAACCUGAAAAGCAUAACUAGUAAAGAAAUGUAUCGUUUUAUUUUCUAUAAGUCUGGACAAGACUUUUCCACCAGGUUUGAGUCUGCUACCUUCCCAAAAUGUUUCAUCUGCACCUCGAGGAUAGAAGAGGAGGAAGUACAGGUCACAUCCCGAACACAAGACAUGUUUUCCACAUUCAUGAUGCUAUAGAAGUGCCUUUCUUUAGUCUGAAAAGAAACUGAGCACACCAAAUCAAAAUAGCCUUGGUUUGUGAAGAGUUUAUGUACAAAGUACAUGAAGUAGCCAGAAUCUCCAUGAGAUGAAAAUGUGAUCUUGUUUUGCCUUACUGCAGUUAUUUAAUGACCAAGAAAUAUUUAACUGACAUUUUAUUUUUUUUACUAUUUUAAACCUGAAUCUUCCUAUUGUAAUGUAUAAACAUUACUAUCCGAUUAAGAUGUAGAAAGAGAGAGAAAGAGAGACUAACCCUAAAAAUAGGAUUCUCAGGCUGUGCCUGCAAAUGGUCCAUUGAUAUCAGUGCACUACCCCAGUAAACAAAUAUAAAUAAAUAAAUGAAAUAAAUAAAUGCCUUCUUGGCUUUCCUCCAACUGUUAUACCUGCUAUUGGUUAACUUAUUCUCAUUCCAAUUGUUGCUAUUUUUGACAACAGUAAAAUCAAGCAGCAUUGAUGCACUCAUCUCCCUGCUGCCUGGGCAUGUUGAAGUGAUAAUCCAGACAUUCAUAUCCAAAACUCCAGGUGACCCUUCUUGACUGCAACUAUGAAGAUAUUGUAAACAUCACAGUACUCUAAGAGGCAUGCUUGUAGAUAUUGUAAACAUUAUAGUAUUCUAAGUGAUUUGUCUGUAGAUAUUGUAAACAUCACAGUACUCUAAGAUACCUGUUCAUAGAUAUUGUAAACAUCACAGUACUCUAAGAGACGUGUUUGUAGAUAUUGUAAACAUUACAGUAUUCUAAUAUAUGUGUUUGUAGAUAUCAUAAACAUCACAGUACUGUAAGGUAC
Molecule: messenger RNA, 1134 nt
Organism: Protopterus annectens (West African lungfish)
Lineage: Eukaryota; Metazoa; Chordata; Ceratodontiformes; Protopteridae
Product: interleukin-36 receptor antagonist protein-like
Exons: 2
Coding region: 25-327 (100 amino acids)
Biological process (GO): inflammatory response; immune response; cellular response to lipopolysaccharide
Molecular function (GO): cytokine activity
Source: RefSeq, a predicted model, not a curated record